Miscanthus lutarioriparius is the source of this 1176-nucleotide messenger RNA. The record is from the annotation of a GenBank genome assembly. Lineage: Eukaryota; Viridiplantae; Streptophyta; Magnoliopsida; Poales; Poaceae.
AUGGCACUACCUUCAGCCAUCAUUGAGGAGGGUGUGAGCAAAGUGUUCUCGUACAUCUCUACCAAGGUCGAAGACAAGGCGUCCAGAGCAGACACAAUCGCAAGGCUCGAGAUUGCACUCGCUCGCUUGGACAUUGCCCUUGAGAAGACAGGGAGGAUACCAAUCACAUACGUCUCCUUGCUACGUAGCAGGAAGGAUAUCAAUGGAGUCUAUAUGGAGGGGACAGAACUGCUCAACAAGCACAAGAUGCCGCAGGAUGAGAACGAUGGCCAUGUGGUGGUAAGGAGUUCCUCGUACCUUCAAUGGAUCGCCGAUAGGGCUGCAAACUUCUCCAUCUCUUCUCUUGUUGGCUUGGGCAAGGAGAAGUUGAGUUCCUCCGUUGAAAAAAUUGAGAGGUAUGCAGACUGGGCUGAAAAGUUUGUAGCAGAGGUGGAGUCGGGCUGCCCACUCCGGCUUGACACCUUCCGCUAUCCAUUUCUUAAGCAUCUUCUUGAAGGGAAAAGUCUCAUGUGUCAAAUCGUAAAGAAUCCAAGCCAUUCACUCAGUUUAGACCUACAACCCGUGAUUGUAGAAGGGCGUGGCGUAGAGGUCAUACUACGUUAUGAAUAUAACGAUCUCAGGAAGCUCGAGGAACGCUUCUUUAUACAUCUGAGCCUACGGAUCUCGGAAGACACCGAUAUCAUAGGGAUCAGUAUUAAGUGCAUCCAGCGGUUGACAUCUAUGUUCAAGCUUGUGGCUGAGUCUGCGAUAGGAGAACUCACGCUGCUGCCUAAUUUGCAGGACACUUUCCAUUCCUAUGUUCUUCCACCCACUAACAAGUCAUCAAUAGAAAUUCCGGAGCCAGUUAUUGAGAUCUAUUUUAGCUGCUACAUUUCAGCGCCCAAAAACAACUUGCGUAAUGCACCUCUGCUUCUGUACGGGAUUUUUGUGCCUCAUUUUCCUUCGUUCCCCGACGCGGAGAUUGAUAUUGAGUAUGGAGGCAAAAAGGAAAAUAGAAGCGGUGGUAGCGUGCAACAAGUGGAGGCGAUAGUAAGAUCAGAUGCGCUCGAUUAUUUGGUCCAUGAACCAGAACCCACGGAUUAUGAUCUGUGUUGGUUUUCUCCACAUGGUGCUUUACUUGUUACUCUGGAGGUCAUGCCAAGACCCAGCCGGAGGGUUUCUAAGAGAAAGCGGUAG